UUUCAAAUCUCACUUAACAUGGUCCACUUCAUCUUCAUUCCCCUUUUGGCACCAGGCCAUUUCAUCCCAAUGAUAGACAUGGCCAAACUAAUCGCCGGCCGUGGCAUUUCCGCCACCAUUUUCGUCACGCCUCUCAUAAUCACUCGCUACGCCGGCAGAGCAAUCCACCGCGCAUCAAAUUCCGGCCUCCCUAUCCGUUUUAUCGAAGUCCCUUUCCCAUUUUCAUCCGAAAUCGGCCUACCACAAGGUUGUGAAACCGCGGAUGCACUUCCCCCGAGCCUAUGGUCCAACUUCUUCACCGCCCUAGAUAUAUGGCUAGUCUCAGUUGAGAAUUCCAUCCAAAACGUCGAACCCUUUCCUACUUGCAUGAUUACGGAUAGGUAUCUUCCUGGCUUGGCCGAGACUUCGAUGAAAUUUGGAAUCCCGAGAAUUAUCUUUGAUGGAAUGGGAUGUUUUAAUCUCGUGUUGAAGCACCAUUUAGAACUAUCGAAAGUUCAAGAAACGGUUAAGGAUUCGGAAUCUUUCGUGGUCCCUGGUUUGCCUGAUAGGAUCGAGCUAACCAAGGAACAACUACCCGCUAUGCUAAAAGUGGACGCGGGCAAAUGGGCGGAAUAUCGCGACCGGAUAAAAGCGGCCGACGAACAAGCGUAUGGGAUCGUGAUCAAUAGUUUUCGGGAAUUGGAGAAUAACUACGUCGAGGAAGUGAGGACAUUGAAUAAAGGUAGAGCUUGGUGCGUCGGACCGCUAUCUCUAUUCAAUAGAGAGACCCUGGACAUAGUGGAGCGAGGAAACCGAGCUUCCAUAGAUGAAACAGAGUGCUCGAGAUGGUUGAACGAGCGAGAACCGGGGUCUGUGAUCUACGCUUGUUUUGGCAGUCUGAAUAACUUAACCCUAACUCAGCUCGUGGAGCUAGGGUUAGGUCUAGAGGCGUCUAACCGUCCCUUUGUGUGGGUAAUGAGGGACGGAGAGGGGAAGGAGGAGACAGAGAGAUGGAUUACGGAAAGUGGAUACGAGGGGAGAAUUCGAGGGAGGGGACUCUUAAUCCGUGGAUGGGCUCCGCAAGUGUUUAUACUCUCGCACGAGGCUAUUGGGGCCUUCUUGACGCAUUGCGGUUGGAAUUCGACGAUGGAAGGAGUUUGCUCGGGGGUGCCAAUGAUAACAUGGCCUUUGUUCGCGGAGCAAUUCUUCAACGAGAAGUUGAUAGUGCAAAUCUUGAGAAUUGGUGUGAGUGUGGGAUCUCAAACGGCAAGGCAACCGAGUGAAUUGAAAGAUGGGGAAAUAUUGGUGGUGAUAAAAAGGGAGACGAUUAUGAAUACCAUCGAUAAGGUUAUGGCCGGAGAUGAGGAGGGGGAUGCAAGGAGGAGACGUGCACGAGAGGUGGCGGAGAAGGCGAAGAAAUCGGUUGAAGAGGGCGGUUCUUCUAACCUUAACUUGAGCCUCCUCAUUGAAGAGGUCACCAUUGAAAAUCCAACUUGUUCUUCCUAAUUCUUAAUGCAUGCAUGAAGGAUUCAUUUAUAAUGUCAUAUGGUUUGGUUCAUCAUCAAUUUUUCAUACUUUCAAUCUUUUGGUGUAACAAAUAAUUCAAUUAUUCUAUCUAAGUUAGCUAACUUCUUUAAA
Molecule: messenger RNA, 1617 nt
Organism: Impatiens glandulifera
Lineage: Eukaryota; Viridiplantae; Streptophyta; Magnoliopsida; Ericales; Balsaminaceae
Product: UDP-glycosyltransferase 73C4-like
Exons: 1
Coding region: 19-1485 (488 amino acids)
Molecular function (GO): UDP-glycosyltransferase activity
Source: RefSeq, a predicted model, not a curated record